AUGUCAGGGGAAAAAAUUAUUAAUAAAAGGCAUCACAUGAGAGAUAUAGACUUCAAACUAAAUAUACUGAACGGAGAAUCAACUGCUUCAUGUAAAAUAACAGCAGGUAACAUUUUAAAUGUUCCAAAUGGGAUCAAAUUCUCACUAAGUGAUCAUACAUCUGUUUUAUGUAGCAUGUUGGGUCCGUAUGAGGAACGUCGCAAACGUAUUAAGCCUACGUUUGCUGUAUAUCCAAAUAGACUAAGAUUGUCAAUAUUUAUACGGCCUAAUUGUGGCAGUAUCGCUAAUAAAUAUAGGAAUUACGAAUUUGUCAUUAACAAAAUAUUGCAAACCAUAAUUACAACUAAUACAAUGCCACAGUGUGGGUUAUCUUUUGUUAUACAAAUUUUUAAUGAUUCUGGGUCGCUCCUAGCACAUUCAAUAAAUUCGAGUAUUGUGGCUUGCAUAAUAGGUGGUAUAUCUAUCGAAUUCAUCCCAAUCGCAGUCUCAAUAGGUAUCACUAAGUGCAGAGCUCCAAGUGAUAUUAAAAGUCAAUUCAUAGUGGACCCAUCAAAUGAAGAUUUAGCACGCUGUAUUAGUACAAUUACUGUUGUAUGUGAUCCUACAAAAGAUAUUAUUGUAUCUAUAAACGUGGACAAUGGUUUAUGUAUGCUUGAUAAGUCAAGCCAUAAAGUACUGUUUGAGUUGGCCAUGAAGAGUGCGAGAUUUGUAAGGGAAGAGAUAAGAAAAACUUGUAAUAACUACGGGGAUCAUAUUAGUAAAAUAUUUGUAAAUAAUAAUACAAAUGGGCACAAUUUAAUUGAAUUGUAA
Babesia microti strain RI is the source of this 810-nucleotide messenger RNA. RefSeq lists its product as hypothetical. NCBI's taxonomy places the organism in Eukaryota, Apicomplexa, Aconoidasida, Piroplasmida, Babesiidae. The transcript has 2 exons. Bases 1 to 810 code for a protein of 269 amino acids. Gene Ontology annotation, cellular component: nucleolus; nuclear exosome (RNase complex); cytoplasmic exosome (RNase complex). Gene Ontology annotation, biological process: rRNA catabolic process; nuclear mRNA surveillance; U4 snRNA 3'-end processing. The record is from RefSeq and is a predicted model, not a curated record.